AUGGCGAUGAGGAGGAUGUUUAACAAGCUGGUGAGCAUUCUAAAGAGCACCUCCCAUCCCCACCAUGAUGGGCUUGUUAAGCUGAAGAGCACCUUCAGGGGCAGGCUGAUCUCCCCCAAAUGUUCCACUGAGAGAUACAGAAGAAGCCGCGUGAUUUCAUUGCUUGGUCCCCCGAAACGACCGACACCAAUAUCAUCAGAGUUUUUUAAAUUAAUUUCACCGUCAACAUAUAAGUACAUCCUCAACCAGCCGGAGGCAUGCAGGAGAAGGAACCCAUUCUUAGCACUGAUGAUACCAACGGCACCGGAUGGCAUUGACUACAGAAACUCCGUAAGGAAGACUUGGGGACAAAGUAACUUGAUACCAAAUAUUACUGUUGUCAGACUAUUUUAUGUGGGUAUUCCAGCGAAUAAUGCGGACAGACGCAUUCAAGAGGGUCUUGAAAAAGAGAGUGAGCACUAUGGUGACAUAAUCCAAAUGGACUUCCUGGACAGCUAUUACAACCUCACCAUCAAGACGAUGAUGAUCAUGAAUUGGUUAGCCACACACUGUCGUUCAGCCUCUUUUGCCAUGAAAAUCGACGCAGACGUGUUUCUCAAUGUACCAUACCUUGUCAAUUAUCUUGUUGCCCAGGGAAGAAGCACCCUGAGGGAUUUCAUCACGGGGUCUGUCAUUAAAGAUGGUCGCCCACGCAGAUCCCAGAACAGCAAGUGGUAUCUACCGGAGCACGUGUACCCAGAAGCAUUCUUUCCCCCGUACGUCUCCGGGGCAGGCUACGUCUUCUCUAUAGAUCUUGCCAAAAAGAUUUCAUGGGCAUCUAAGUUUGCCAGGCCGGUUCCACUAGAGGACGUUUAUGUGGGUCUAUGCCUGCGGGUGCUAGGUAUCAAGCCCGCCUACGCCCAAACUCUCUUUCCGUUGCGGAACUUGUUUGAAGUUCGGCGCUUGAAAUAUGAGCGUUGCACAUUUGCCAACUAUAUCCUGAUCACGGGUUUCACACCGCGUCAGCUUAUCAACAUCUGGCAUGAUUUUCAGAAUGCCCGUUUAUCUUGCUGA
Molecule: messenger RNA, 1053 nt
Organism: Chanos chanos (milkfish)
Lineage: Eukaryota; Metazoa; Chordata; Actinopteri; Gonorynchiformes; Chanidae
Gene: b3galt8
Product: beta-1,3-galactosyltransferase 8
Exons: 2
Coding region: 1-1053 (350 amino acids)
Biological process (GO): protein O-linked glycosylation
Cellular component (GO): Golgi membrane
Molecular function (GO): N-acetyl-beta-D-glucosaminide beta-(1,3)-galactosyltransferase activity
Source: RefSeq, a predicted model, not a curated record